AUUCCCACGCUAGCAGCGGUGGUGGGGACGGGGCCGUCGGUCCAUCUACAUCUUCAGAAGCCCUCAUCCAGCUCUGACGGAAGCUCUUUUACACCACCCUCAGAUCAUUUGACUAUUCCUGUGACCUUGGCAGUAUGAUAGCAACCUCUCGGCGAAUCUAGAACGUUGUUCGUCUCCCAGUGUUCUCCCGGCAGCAGAGUGAAGACCCCUCACCAUGUUCGCGAUCAUGCAAGUGGAGAGUGACGAUAGGAGGGAGUUUCGCCGCAAGAUGAGAACCAAGUGCGAGUUCGUCUGCAAGUAUUGCCAGCGCCGCUUCACCAAGCCCUACAACCUGAUGAUCCACGAGCGCAGUCACAAAGAUGACGUCACAUUCACGUGUGAGGUCUGCGGCAAGACGUUCAAGAGACAAGACAACCUGAAACAACACAGAUGUGGGUGGCGGUGAACCUCGGCGGCCUAACUGACGAGCCAUAGUCCUCCCUACGGCAUCCGCUACUGAGUCCUCGGACUGCGCCAGCACUUGAUUUCGCCGAAUGGCCACGUCAGCACAGUGCUUCAGAUACAGUACCAGUGCUAAACCACAGACCUAGUGCUGAUUUUGAGUGCCAUUUCUCCCACAGUGACUGACUAACAAAGUGUAUCACUUGACACCUCGCAACCGAUGCUGACUCCAAGGACUAUCAGCGCUUCAGCAGUGAAUCAACAGCUGACCCCCUCGACGUUCCUGCCCGACUUUCCUUUUUGUAACUUAUUUUGUUAGUUUUAACGAUGUAUGAUAGUUUGUUUCGUGUAAAUAGUGUACGGUGGUCGAUCAUUGUGCAUUCAGAGAUAUACGAGUUAUAAUUUUGAGAAAAAAUAUGGUUUAAAAUGGUUUGAAAAUUAAUAACUUUGGUAGGUAUAAAUUCGUUAAAAAGUAUUUUUGUAAACUAUUCACUAAAUGAUAAUUUAUCUAGCAAUUUUGAGACAGAAGUAAACUCUGAUGUACAACAUUGAAUCGGCCACUGAUAUUUAAACAAACUACGAAUAGUGUUAACCUUCGUGCAAUGAAUGUCGAUUAUUUAUUUCUGUAAUGAACGAGAAUAACGCCUCGAGCAUCACAAACUUCUACUCUUUUUGUAAUCUUUUGUGGUUUACUAAAUCAUAAAGGUCUAAAAUACUAUGCAUUACUGAGAUGUUGGAAAACUAUUUUGUAUAACCUUUGAGACUUAAACACGUAAAUGCAUUAGAUCUUUUUACAACUUUUAUCGAUGUGUAGAUACUUUAAAUAGACACAUACUAUGAAAAAUACUUAUGUACAACAAUUUAAUCCAGUUUUUAACGUAUUUCUUUAAUAAAACACAAUACUUAGAGAUUUUUUGAAAAUAUUUCUAAAAACAGAGUAGAAGUGCGAUAGGUCGGUAGUUUGCCAGCCUCGUUGUGAUGCCGAGGUGUGUGUUCCGUAGGGUUCGUCCCAGCGGCAUACUGCGGCUUUGUACAUUGUAUAUAAACACUCUGUUACCACUUACCUUCGACUUGUCUUCCUUUCCUGUAGUUAUACAACUUAGAAUACACUCAUUUGCAUUCUGUAGAUCCAGCCUAGUCACAGAGUAAACUUUUACAUGACCUUACUGACAUACAAUACUCCUGUGGUUAGCUUUUAAAGUGACUCUGUUUUACUUCAAGCGUUUAACCAUAAUUCAAAGUACAUAGUUAUGGAUGGAUAUAAAAAAUAAUUCGUGGAAAUUAAAUUGUUGAAAAUUUCACCUCUAAAGUUAUAUUUUACACGAUAUUGCUUUUAGAGAUGAUUUCAUUUUAAAUACCAGUUAUAGUUUCGAGCUUUUGACGACACUUAAUCUACUUUGUGGACGGACUGGAUGAAACAGAAUGUACUUACUUACACAUUUAAUCAUUAUUAUAAGUACAUAUUCAUUAAACCAGACAAACAGUGCCAUUUGUGAUUUCUUUACAAGAAUGAUGCUUUCUUUGCAGAUUUUAAAGGCUUCAUCAUCGACUUCUGCAAAUUUUGCAGACCAUUUUGCCAUAGCAGUUUUACUGAAAAUCUAUGUUUGCCUAAGUCACUGCAUUGUUUGUUAGACCAAAUUGUUUUUGUUCAUUUUGUACAUAAAAGAGUUUAUUAAACGAGCUUAAAAUCUAA
Molecule: messenger RNA, 2134 nt
Organism: Macrosteles quadrilineatus (aster leafhopper)
Lineage: Eukaryota; Metazoa; Arthropoda; Insecta; Hemiptera; Cicadellidae
Gene: drm
Product: protein drumstick
Exons: 4
Coding region: 215-445 (76 amino acids)
Biological process (GO): regulation of transcription by RNA polymerase II; embryonic pattern specification; embryonic hindgut morphogenesis
Cellular component (GO): nucleus
Molecular function (GO): DNA-binding transcription factor activity, RNA polymerase II-specific; RNA polymerase II transcription regulatory region sequence-specific DNA binding
Source: RefSeq, a predicted model, not a curated record